GAUUUUGCAGAAUUCCCUCUCUAUCUCUUUGCUAUUUCUCGGGGUGAGUAGUAGUUAGCGAUCGACGUCGAACCAACGUUUCCCUGGGUGCCUUCUACUCUGAAGAUGUCUUCCAGUGACAUUGAGAGCGGAGCCAGCAGCCCAGCUGCUGGGGAGCCAGUGCAGCAGAGUGUAGUCAACAGGGUGGUCAGUAUGCCGCUUGUCAGUUCCACCUGCGACAUGGUCUCUGCAGCUUAUGAGUCCACUAAGGAAAACCAUCCUUACGUCAAGUCUGUGUGUGGCCUUGCUGAACAAGGGGCAAAGACUCUUGCUGCAGCAGCUGUCAGUGGGGCCCAGCCGAUCCUAUCUAAACUGGAGCCUCAGAUUGCAUCAGCCAGCGAGUAUGCUCAUAAAGGACUGGACAAACUGGAGGAGAAAUUGCCAAUUCUUCAGCAACCAAGUGAGAAGGUUAUAGCUGAUACUAAGGAACUCGUGUCUUCCAAAGUGACUGGUGCCAAGGAUGCAGUCUCCAAUACGGUUUUGGGUGCCAAGGAUGCUAUGACCAGCAGAGUGACCGAGGCUGUGGAUAUGACCCGAGGAGCCGUCCAGAGUGGGGUAGAUAUGACCAAAUCGAUGGUGACCAGCAGUGUCAACACAGUUAUGGGAUCCAAAGUAGGACAAAUGGUCCUCAGUGGCAUGGAUACUGUGUUAGGAAAAUCUGAAGAAUGGGUUGACAACUAUCUGCCCAUGACAGAUGAAGAGCUAGCUAAGAUUGCUACCUCCCUAGAAGGAUUUGACAUGGCCUCUGUCCAGCAGCAGAAGGAGCAACAGGGUUACUUUGUUCGCCUGGGCUCCCUGUCCUCCAAGCUCCACCAGCGGGCCUAUCAGCACUCCUUGGGUAAACUGAGGCAGACCAAGCAGACUACCCAAGAGGCCCUCCUACAGCUUUCUCAGGCCAUCAGCUUGAUUGAAAAUGUAAAGCAGGGUGGUGUUCAGAAAUUGCUUGAUGGCCAAGAUAAACUCCACCAAAUGUGGCUGAACUGGAACCAGAAGGAACUUAAGGACUGUAGUGAUGCUAAACCUGAGCAGGUUGAGUCUCGUACCCUCACCAUGUUCCGGGAUGUCACCCAGCAGCUUCAGAGUAACUGCUUACAGCUUGUAUCCAGUAUCCAAGGCCUUCCUAGCAACAUCCAGGACAAAGUACAGCAGGCUCAUACCCAGAUUGAAGAGCUUCGGGCCACCUUUUCAGGAGCCCAGUCCUUCCAGGACCUCUCCAGUAGCGUCCUGACCCAGAGUAGAGAGCGGGUCAACAAGGCCCGAGAAUCCCUGGAUGAGAUGAUUGAAUACGUCACUCACAACACACCCCUUACGUGGCUUGUGGGACCUUUUUUUCCAUCUGGGCAGACCUCUAGUGAGUCAGAGAAAACGCCAGAGAAGAUGGAAACCAACUAGAGACCCCAGCCAUGGUGCAGACAGGGGUUGAUAGAAUUUUAACCCAGUUUCUGAGAUUCUUUCUCAGAAAGCUAGAUUUGUCUUUAAAACCUGUCUCUUGGCAGGUGGGGUUGUAAUAUUUCCUGAUCAUUCUCUCAGCUUAAAGAACCCAGCUGGCCAGAGCUGCCCAUGGCUCACCCCAGUCUUGGUUCAUUAAAAGGUGAUAGAGGAAAUGGACCUUCCCCUAGUAUCCCCAGGGUCAGGAUUUAAACAGAAAGUAGACUCUCUAGACCCUAAUCCUGAAUAACCCGUAUGUGUCUGAACUGAGACCAGUAACCCACACUUGUCUUUCCAUGAACCUUUCCCUACUCUUUGUAGAAAUGAUCAUUGAACCAGGUGGUAUGGAGGCUAGUAAGCUAGUAAUAACCCUUCCAUAGUAGUAGGAGGGAAGCUCCCUGGUCCUUGGUGGGGAGAAAAUGGGGGACAUAACAUUUUUGUUUCUCUGCCUACUCCACCAACCAAUGUUGUAGAUAAUUUGUUUUUUGUACUAAGCUCUGUUGCCUCAAAUAAAUCUUACUGGCAUUUAACAAUG
This is a messenger RNA of Phascolarctos cinereus (koala), 2002 nucleotides long. RefSeq names its product perilipin 3 (gene PLIN3). Gene Ontology annotation, cellular component: cytosol; lipid droplet. NCBI's taxonomy places the organism in Eukaryota, Metazoa, Chordata, Mammalia, Diprotodontia, Phascolarctidae. Gene Ontology annotation, biological process: positive regulation of triglyceride storage; lipid storage. The record is from RefSeq and is a predicted model, not a curated record.